Messenger RNA from Cyphellophora attinorum, 1149 nucleotides. RefSeq names its product putative ribosome biogenesis protein C8F11.04. The transcript has a single exon. The record is from RefSeq and is a predicted model, not a curated record. Lineage: Eukaryota; Fungi; Ascomycota; Eurotiomycetes; Chaetothyriales; Cyphellophoraceae. Bases 1 to 1149 code for a protein of 382 amino acids.
AUGGCAUUGACGACGCACGUCGCGAAGUCUGUGGCGUUUGCUACGCCGUACCAGCUAGACCCAGAACAAACAUUGAAAGCAUCUCAAGCACUGCUCGCCCAUCUCCGAACUGAGACGAAGAAGUUACAGUCCAGUACUACGAAGAGGGAAUUACUCAAGACUGACGACUCAGAGUCGGAAUCCGAGGCCGCCGAUAGCGAGCAAGCGCCAAUAUGGCUCACGCUGACCACCAAACAACACAUCAUCGACAAGAACCGUCUGCGACCGACGAAGAUCGCAGUCCCACACUCUCUCAACGCAUCACCCAACCUCACCAUCUGCAUAAUAUCUGCUGAUCCGCAACGAGCACUCAAGAAUGCUGUGGCAGAUGACUCUUUCCCGAAACCUGUGUCCGAUCGUAUCACUAGGAUCGUGGGCUUCGAGAAGUUGAAGUCAAGAUACAAGUCUUUCGAGCAGCGUCGAGCACUGCGCGAUGAGCACGAUAUUUUCCUGGCAGACGAUCGCAUCAUUAGCCGGCUACCGGAAGCGCUCGGCAAAGUCUUCUACAAAGGCACAUCGAAGCGACCCAUUCCCGUCGAUAUUGCGGUGCACGAUCGACAGGACGGCAAGCGUGUCAAAACCAGCAAGGGCAAGAACGACUCGAAGAUCCAGGCCAAUAACGUUGCAUCGCCACAGAUCAUUGCGAAGGAGGUCAGUCGUGCCAUCAGCGCAGUCCCUGUGAAUCUGAAGCCAGGCACAAGCACAGCUGUCCGCGUUGGCCUUGCAUCUUUCACGCCGGAGCAGCUUGUCGAGAACAUCAAUGUCGUGGUCCAGCGCGUAAUUGAGAAUCACGUUGCUAAGGGGUGGCGGAACGUCAAGUCCAUCCACGUCAAGUCUCCGACGUCAACAGCACUGCCAAUCUGGCUUGCCGAUGAGUUAUGGGCUGACCAGGACAAUGUGGAAGCUGUGGGGGCUUACGAGGAGGGCAAAGGUGCACAGCAGGCUUCGCUGCAAGACGCGUCGCAGAAGAGGAAGCGUUCGCAGCAUACUAAGAAAGGACCGCAGACUGGUCAGCGAAAGAGAGCUAGAUUGUCUGAUGUGGAAGGCCAAUCGUUGUCGGCAGAAAAGGCAAAAGCGUUCUCAGAAGCCACAAAGGCUGUGAUGGUCUGA